UGACGUGCGGGAGAGAUCGUCCGUAGCGGUAUUACCAUCACGAAAAACGCCGGCGUGGUCGCGCUCUCACGGAUUUCUCUCCGGACGCGCGCAUGCAUUCGUGAUGUUUCGUGCUCGUUUGCUCGGUCGCUCGGUACUCCCGCUCGUGGCCGAAAAUGACACAUCACGACGCGCGGGCGACGCGCGAUAACCACACACGCACCGAGAGAGGAGCGUCGUCGGGCAGGAGCAACCUCGCGACCUCGCGCAGUGCGGUGUGCCCGAGAGGAAGUGAUUGAGGAGAGGAUCGCGGAUUCUCCGGAUACCGACCGACCAAACUCUCAUCACGGCACGGCACGGCGCGACGCGACGUGCCGGCGGACAAUGGCAAUCUCGAGUUGGGUGAUGUGGGGUAGAAGUCUGCGAACCGGCCGAUCUCACCGAAGCCGCCAAGACGCCGAGGACAACUGCGUGCAACUCGACUUGUCUAGAGGUUAGUAACCUAACCUAUCAGUCAGCACGAAGAGAGAGAGAGAGAGAGAUCGCUGCCCCUCUUCCGGUCGGUGCCGCUGUGUGUCGAUGACAUUUGUAGCCUCGCGUAUUCUUCUACGUUUAUUUAAUCCUCUCACCACGUAUGCUAUCGCACAAGAAUCGUUGUGACACGCCUUCCUUACAACCAAUCUACUGUAUGAAUGCUUUAACAGAUGGAAAAUCCAAAUAUAUUUCAAUGUACAUCAAACGAUAUACAGAUCUGUUGCUGUUUGAGAAUUUGGAAGGAUUAAAGGAGAACGUCAAGGAGGUCUUGACUAAUCUCUGCCAGCGUCACAAUGUUCCAAGUGUAAAGAAAUUAGCUUACCUUAAUGCUAUUGUUAAGUUAAUCAGUGAAACCGAUUCCCAAGAUUAUGGAUACUCGGCAGAAGAUCUGUUUUGUUGCUUACGCGUGGCACUGGUGAACGAGGUGACGCAGGUGCGCGCUGCAGCGUUGCGAGCUGUACGCUACAUGCUCAAGAAGGAGCAGGACGUCAUCGCGAUCAACAGACUGCAGUACCCGUAUUUCUUGGCGCGCAGUAUGGACGUCAAUCUGCGCAAUGAAAUGGAGAGAAUGCAGGCUCUUCGACUCGUCAGACGGAUCCUAGUGUUGGCCCCUAAGCAUUUCAGCCCCACUCUAGCAAGAUCCCUCAUUAGUUUGACCAACAGCGGCAUAGAGGAACGAGACCGGGCGUUUCGUGCGUUCUUAGCGACCCUCUGCGAACUGGGUGUCCUUAACUCGAAUCUGCUGAUUAGUUGCGGCGGCGUGGGCGCACUGGCGAGGGCCGCGAUGACUGGACAGAGCGCCGUCGUGGUCGAGUCCAUCGUGGGAGUAUUACUGAGACUCUUGAACAAUCCUGACACGCGCAGCAGCGUCUCCCUGCUGUGCUUCGCCGCGUCUUACUGCGAGCUGCACUCCUCCAGCAUCGAGAGAACCAAGGAGGAGCGCGAACAGAGAUUCGCCGCCAGCAAGCUGGCUCUGCUGAGCAUUCUGCGCUCGUACCCAGGCGUUAUCCACUUCUGUCAGCCCGACAACAAUUCCGGCCUCAAAGCCAUUGCCGAUAUCCUGUACGUGGAGCAGUUGGAGGUACGCGGAGCGGUGUUGGAGUUACUGUACGAACUAUUGGACCUGCCAUUGCCCACGUGGACCGAUGAGCCGGACGUCGCUUUGGCUGCAGUGGACCCCAGCCGAUCGAGAGACUCGUGGAAGCUCUCCGAGGGCUUUGUCGCCGCCGAAGGUAAAUUCAUUUUACCAUCCUUGUCGUCACACUGUCCCAACAUCACGGAGAUCCAUCUGGCGCUGUUAGUUUACGUUCUGCUGGAAUGUGGCCUUCACCGCGCCUUGGCGGAGACCAUCGUCUCCAGCGACACUUUCAUUUCGGUGCGUGCGGCGGUACUGUUGGGCGCAUUGCUGCAUCUCGCGCAUUCACUCCUGCCGUCCGAAGUCUGCGACCUGACGCCGCCGUUGCCGAACCUGCUGGAGCACGCGAGCGCCGGUAGACAUCAGGCACUCGCGGCGGUGACGAUCCUCGAGCGAAUGCACACCAUGAUGCGACGCAGACCGACCCCAGCGAGUCUCUUCCUCGACCGGAUUCUCCAAGGCGGCACCUGGCUGCGACCAACUCUACCUAGACGCCAGCGACCUUCCGGGCGACAUUGGCUGCGAAUCGGCCGGGAAUCGCCGAUCACUCCGUUGCUGAAGGACGCGCAGGUGCUCAUUUCGAAGGAUGCGCUCGCGUGGAAUUGGCCGAUGAUCCGCGCGAUCUUGCGCUCGCGCGAAGAUGCGACGCGCAUCCUGCACGACUCCGACCAUCGGCUGUUUAUGAAGCGACUCGUGCGCUAUUUCAAGCCCUCGUGGAAUGGAUACAGCAGAAUCGAACUUGGCACGAGCGCGACGUUCGCGCGCGAGGCCACCCUGGCCGGCUGCGAUCUGCUCAACUGCCUGUUGGAGCUGCACGAGCCGGAAGGCGCACGACUGUUGAACGAGCUGAUCGGCGACGUGGCCGAACAGAUCACUAAGAUACGCGCCGCCGAAUCCGCGCACGACUGUCUCUUCUCGCCGCGGCACAUGUCCACUACCUGUUGCCAGAAGUACUUCCUGUUUCUCGGCCAGCUUAGCCAUUCGGCCAAGGGCACGGUGGUGCUCAAGAGUUUCAGCCUCCUGGAGAAAUUACAGGACCUCGCGUUAGUCACUAAUCACGACUGUUACGUCAAGUUGAUUAUCUCCAGUCUGGACUACUCCCGAGACGGUCCCAACAGGAAGGUGCUCAGCAAAGUCAUCUCCGAGGCGACGCUGUCGAGCACACGCUUGUACGCCACGCAGUUCCUUCGACUGAUACUACGCGCGCGCAUGACAGACGCUGUGCGUUGGGCGAUGUCGUUGCUCGCGGAGCGAUUAUCCGACGCGUCGAUGGCCGUGGCGUUGACGGCACUGGACGCGCUGCACGAAGCCUGCGAGGAAACGGAAUACUUGGAGGCGAUGUUACAGCAGGGUGGACAAUCGCGCGACUGGGACAAGUGGCUGCAGCAUCUGGGCGACAAGGGUUACCUGCUGAAGAUUCGGCUGUACUCGCUGCAACAAGGCUUCACCAGUCUUUCCGCGCCGGCGGAGGAAUUGGAACGGUGGAUCGGACCUGGCAGUUUCGCCGAACGGUACGUGGGCCUGGUGGAGAGUGAAAUACACGACGCUCUGACGCGUCGCCAACGCGACGAGACUGGCAGCUACCAAAGGAGGACCAGCAGCUCGCCGAUAGUGCCGCGCGACACCUUCGCGCCGCCACAUCUGAUCGGCCAAUUGGCGCAGCAUGAUCUGGGCAUGCAGCUGUUGCUACGCCGCAACGUGAUACAGCGUUUCGCUCGGGUGCUCCAGCGAUUCAAGCUGGAAUUUGGUGGCGGCCGCGACUCUGAGUCCAAUAAUUCGAGGACCACCAGGACAAGCCGUCUGGCCACCUCCGCCGCCGCUGUCUCCAUCACCACUGCCAUGACCGCUACUACCGUUACCACCGCCACUGCCACCGUUAUCACUGCUGCAGCAACCACCAGCACGGUCGCCGACGAAAGCAUUCUCACGCCGGCAGACGCGUUCAGUGGCGCGGACGAUGCUGUAGAAUGCAGCAGCAGCCGUCUGGAGACCAUCCCUGAUUCGGAGAUGAUCGAACCGCGCACUGAUGGUUCGCUCAUCGAAUCUCGUCGCAAGACUAGCAUGGACGAUUCCCGACAUACCACCCCGGAGCGAAGCUGGAGGAUAGAGACGAUCGAAGCGUCGAGGGACGAGCACUCCGUCGGCCCUAACGGCGGCGUUCUUAAAGUCAAGUCUGCUCUAUGGGCGUUAGGCCACGCCGGCACGUCAGUCGCCGGUGUCGAGCACUUGGUGCAUUUAGGCAUCGUCGAGAUGAUCACCUCCAUGGCGGAGACUUGUCCGUAUUACUCGGUGCGCGCCACCGCGAUGUACGCUCUCAGCUUGAUCGGCACCACUCGCGCUGGUGCUGACGCGUUGGCCACCUUCGACUGGCCGUGCGUGAGGCAUCGACGGGGUGAUAACUGGCCGGUUGUGCCGCCCACCACUAGGUAUCCGGUGCCGAGCCCGGUGCCCGUACAGCGGCAUCAUCGUAGUCUCAGUGACGGCAAGCCGGAGUUGCCGGAACCGAUCGCACGCCGCACCAGAAAUCGAUCCGAGAGUGCGGCGACGGACCUUGAGGCGCGGCGAUACGUUCUUCCAGAAAGAGGUGAGACUCCCAGUCCCGUCUCGAGUAUACAAAGAUUAAGCCAACAAGACGCUGAAGGUUACGCGCGACUACGUAGUUUACAACGUCAUCGUAGGCCGAGUUACUCCCAAAGUAGUUUAGAAAUGUAUAGUUUGGACGGCCGGCUGUCAUUGCAAAGCCUGUCGGAACUUGACUCCCGCAGCUGGAUCGCGGAGAACACGAUUCUCACCCCGACCCCACCUCCGUCAGAAGACGACAGCGAGAAUCUGUUUUACAUGGGUAUUUGCCUGCCCAGAAGGCUUAUCACAAUCUUCCCUGAGCCCCCUCAACCGACGCAGCCGAACAUCUUCGAGGACAUUGUCCGGACCGAGCUGGAGACAACGGAGAUCGACGAGGAGUCCAGUUCGGAAUACGACGUGGACACCGAGCAUUGUCGCACGUGUCUUGUUUGUUACCACAGCAGGAGCAGCGCCAGGGACGUCGCCACGGAGCAGGACGUGAAGCUGCGAAGGGAGAUACUUAGGCAUACUCAACGUCUUGCAAACCCCGUGUGGUAUCGUCAUAGUCGUCAAGCGUUACUUAGACUGAGGCAACGUUACCCUGAAAAGUUUCAGGAUACCUGCUUAUUUUCGGAUGUAGCUGCACGUCUGGGCAGCGGUACAUAUAGAAUGCCAGCCCGGCGAUUUUUGCAAGAAUUAUUUCUAGAUUCUCCAUUUGAGGCUCUUUACGCGGAACCAGUCAGCAUUCUGAAGAUACCGAUCGGUACCGAGGAGAAUCCACCGCAGUCACCCGUUCCUAUUGCAUCCGAGGCUAGCCCGCGUCAGUUCGUUGGUCUCGCAGAGGGUAAGAUCAACGGGAGGCUCACUCUGACUGAGAUACAAACUGUGCAAUUGGCGUCGGUAGCCGAGGAGGGCUCCUCGGCCAGCGUCGAGUCGUGCAACGCGUCAGGGUCGCAUCGAUGCAAGAAGUCGCAGGAGAUGAUGGUGCAACCGGCAGCAGUGGCCGCAGCUGCGGCGGCGGCGGCUGCAGCUGCGGCGGCUGCGGCAGCAGCCGCGGCGGCCGCGACGUCCGACCGGCGCAGCGACGAGAAGAUCAUAGCCGAGAUCCUGAAGCCGGAGGAACGGAUACGUUUGUCCAAGAGUUCCGAUAGAUCGUUAAAAGUAUCAGAGGACGACGACAUAAGAAUAAAAUACACUGCCGAAAUCACAGACAUACAAGCAGAAUAUGAGGACGGGAAAUCAGAUUCACCCUGUGCGUGCGUGCGUGUGUGUGUAUUCUUAUGUAUAUUUCGACUGUUAAUUGAAGCGAGAAACGAAAAGGAAAAAUGCGGCUCUCUGCUACCGCCCGAACGACUUGACCGACGAUACCAAGGAGUUGUACAUUUUCAAUAUGUUUUACAUCCACUCCUUCAGAGGGCGUAUCGAAAAAGAUCGUCGCAAGAAGCACACAGGAUCGUUGUCAGGUUAAUCUCUGUUCCUGAUUUGACAUAUUCUGCUCUAGUAAUCACCAAACAUUACCGAUCGUACGCAUUGUCUAGCGUCAUUUAUCAUUAUUAUUUAUUGUAAGAGGUACGAAUACGGGUUAUCAGCACGAAUUACUUCAAUGACGAUGACAGUGAACUCCAAGCAGAGUUCCAAGCGUUCGAAAUGGGCCUUGGACUUUGCCCACAA
Molecule: messenger RNA, 5881 nt
Organism: Odontomachus brunneus
Lineage: Eukaryota; Metazoa; Arthropoda; Insecta; Hymenoptera; Formicidae
Gene: rictor
Product: rapamycin-insensitive companion of mTOR
Exons: 11
Coding region: 614-5776 (1720 amino acids)
Biological process (GO): positive regulation of phosphatidylinositol 3-kinase/protein kinase B signal transduction; TORC2 signaling
Cellular component (GO): TORC2 complex
Molecular function (GO): protein serine/threonine kinase activator activity
Source: RefSeq, a predicted model, not a curated record